AUUGAGAGGCGUAGAGAACUCAUAAAGAUGAGAAGAGAUCUAUAGAUAUAUUACACAUUCACAUACAUAUAUAUAUAGAGAGAGAGAGAGAGAGAGAGAGAGAGAGAUAGAGAUAGAGAUAGAGAGAGAGAGAGAGUGUUGAUAAUCUUGUUGAAACUAUCACCAAUGGAGUUAUCUGCAACGACAACAACGCUCUUAACCAUGUCUAAAACCCUGAAUUCGACUUGCAUUUCUCGCCUCCACUGCCAUUUCUCCUCAACUCGCCCAACUCAACGCCUCCAUAUUCAACUCAGACGACUAUUCAACGCCGAGUUUCAGAGUCCCAAGCCAUUCAAUUCGAGAUCUUAUUCCUCCAAUUCGCUCAGAUGUUUGUGUGCUGCGGUGUCUGUGCCUCCAAUUAGGUCUCGCUUGCAGUGUGUUGACAGUUCUGCUGCUUCCUUCGCCUCCGCUGCUGGCGGCGGCGGCGGAGGGAUUCGUGGGAGUGGCGGAGGCGGCGGGGGCGAUGGUGCGUCGGAUAGUGGGGAAGCCAAGUGGAACUCGGUUGUCGGAGGGUCCAAAGAUGUUUCGGCUCUGUCUCCUGAUGUGAUAAUUCUUGAUGUUGGGGGUAUGACAUGUGGGGGAUGUGCAGCGAGUGUGAAGAGAAUUUUGGAAAGCCAGCCACAAGUGUCUUCUGCUAGUGUCAAUCUCACAACAGAGACAGCAAUUGUAUGGCCUGUGUCUGAGGCCAAGGUUAUACCGAAUUGGCAAAAGCAAUUAGGAGAUACCCUUGCGAAGCAUUUGACAAGUUGUGGGUUCAAGUCUAAUCUUCGAGAUUCUGUGAAGGAUAACUUCUUUGAAAUAUUUGAAAGGAAGAUGGAUGAAAAGCGUAAGCAGCUGAAAGAAAGUGGUCGUGGGCUUGCUGUCUCUUGGGCUUUGUGUGCUGUAUGCCUCUUUGGCCAUCUCUCUCAUUUUUUUGGAGCGAAUGCUUCAUGGAUUCAUGCCUUCCAUUCGACAGGAUUCCAUCUUUCUUUGUCAUUGUUUACAUUGCUUGGUCCUGGACAGCAACUCAUUGUUGAUGGUCUGAAAAGCCUUUUUAGGGGGACUCCAAACAUGAAUACUUUAGUUGGUCUUGGCGCUUUGUCAUCUUUCGGAGUCAGCUCUUUAGCUGCUUUAAUUCCAAAACUGGGCUGGAAAUCAUUCUUUGAGGAGCCAAUCAUGUUGAUAGCAUUUGUCUUGCUGGGAAGGAAUCUUGAGCGGAGAGCUAAAAUUAAAGCCACCAGUGACAUGACAGGCCUGUUAAGUAUUUUGCCAUCUAAAGCUCGUCUUGUGGUCAAGGGUGAUGCGGAAGAGUUGAGCUCAACUGUUGAAGUUCCUUGUAAUAGUCUCUCUGUUGGAGAUCAAAUUGUUAUAUUACCUGGAGACCGUGUUCCAGCUGAUGGAAUUGUUAGAGCUGGUAGAAGUGCAGUUGACGAGUCAAGUUUCACAGGGGAGCCUCUGCCUGUGACCAAACUACCUGGGGGCUGGAAAUCAUUCUUUGAGGAGCCAAUCAUGUUGAUAGCAUUUGUCUUGCUGGGAAGGAAUCUUGAGCAGAGAGCUAAAAUUAAAGCCACCAGUGACAUGACAGGCCUGUUAAGUAUUUUGCCAUCUAAAGCUCGUCUUGUGGUCAAGGGUGAUGCGGAAGAGUUGAGCUCAACUGUUGAAGUUCCUUGUAAUAGUCUCUCUGUUGGAGAUCAAAUUGUUAUAUUACCUGGAGACCGUGUUCCAGCUGAUGGAAUUGUUAGAGCUGGUAGAAGUGCAGUUGACGAGUCAAGUUUCACAGGGGAGCCUCUGCCUGUGACCAAACUACCUGGGGCUGAAGUUGCAGCUGGAACAAUAAACCUUAAUGGAACGCUUACUGUCGAAGUACGAAGACCAGGUGGUGAGACUACCAUGGGAGACAUUGUUCGUUUAGUAGAAGCUGCUCAGAGUAGGGAAGCUCCUGUACAGCGGUUAGCUGACAAGGUGGCUGGGCACUUCACUUAUGGAGUAAUGGCACUCUCUGCAGCCACAUUUUUGUUCUGGAACCUUUUUGGUGCACAAAUUUUACCAGUAGCUCUUCAUCAAGGAAAUCCUGUUUCAUUGGCACUGCAGCUGUCUUGCAGUGUUCUGGUUGUUGCUUGUCCGUGUGCACUAGGGCUAGCAACACCUACUGCAGUGCUGGUUGGAACUUCUCUAGGGGCUACAAGAGGAUUGCUUUUGCGUGGUGGAAAUGUCUUAGAGAAAUUUUCAAUGGUGAACACAAUAGUAUUCGACAAAACAGGGACAUUGACAAUUGGCAGACCUGUUGUGACAAAGGUGGUGACAUUGGGACAUGAGAACAAUAAAGAUUCACAACCAAAUUCAAAUUGUACAUGGUCAAAAGUGGAGGUUCUGAAGUUGGCAGCUGGAGUUGAAUCAAAUACACUUCAUCCAAUUGGGAAAGCAAUUGUGGAAGCUGCUCGGGCUGCAAACUGUUGGAAUGUAACAGUGGUAGAUGGAUCAUUCAUGGAGGAGCCUGGGUCUGGUGCUGUAGCAACUAUUGAGAAUAAAAAGGUGUCUGUCGGGACAGUGGACUGGGUUCGAAGGCAUGGAGUUGGUCAGUAUUUAUCUCAAGAAGUGGAGGAACUUAAGAAUCAAUCAGUUGUCUAUGUGGGAGUAGAUGGUACUCUAGCGGGUCUUAUUUAUGUUGAGGAUCAAAUCAGAGAAGAUGCUAGACAUGUUGUUGAAUCCUUGCAUAAGCAAGGUGUCAGCCUAUAUAUGCUUUCUGGGGACAAAAGGAGUACUGCUGAAUAUGUUGCAUCCAAAGUUGGAAUUCCAAGGGAAAAGGUACUAUCUGGAGUCAAACCAGAUGAAAAGACAAAGUUCAUAAGACAACUUCAAAAGGAUCAGAACAUAGUGGCUAUGGUUGGUGAUGGAAUCAAUGAUGCUGCUGCAUUAGCUUCUGCACAUGUAGGAGUUGCCAUGGGUGGAGGCGUUGGAGCUGCUAGUGAGGUGUCUUCUAUCGUGUUGAUGGGCAACAGGCUGUCCCAGUUGCUUGACGCCCUGGAGCUUAGUAGAUUAACUAUGAAGACUGUGAAGCAAAAUCUCUGGUGGGCCUUUGCAUAUAACAUGGUUGGAAUUCCAAUUGCAGCUGGAAUGUUGCUGCCAGUGACAGGGACCAUGUUGACUCCAUCAAUUGCCGGAGCCCUUAUGGGUUUGAGCUCGAUUGGUGUGAUGACAAAUUCAUUGCUUCUUAGGUUUAAAUUCAAUACAAAACAGAAUAGUGCGGAUCUGCUGAAGAUCAAAGACCAUUCAAACUUUGACUUUGUGGACCAAAAAUACAAAUUGAAGAACCCAUAAUACUGCUGGUAGAUAAGAAAAUUCACAAUAAUCAAGAUGGAUCAUUUCUAGAACCCAGGUGCUGCCCAGACUCUGACAUUGACAAUAACUGCAACUAAACAAAGAUACGCAACAAUGGAGAGAGAGAGAGAGCAUUCCAUAUUCUUUUGUAUUGAUCAAUUAAAUUUUACAAUUCUAUAGACAAAAUUUUGAGUAAUUUUUCUGCUAUGUAAAUAAAGCGAAUGUUUUUCUGGGAUGACAAUGAAGUGUAUCCCUCCCCAAAGAGUAUAGAUCUAAGCACACGAGAAUGAAAGUUUUUCUCUACUAGGUGUAUUUUGCUGGAUCUUCCUAUUUGUUUGUUAACCUGUUUGAUUUCAUUAAUUUCAUUGUUACUUACAGAUAGUUAAA
Messenger RNA from Camellia sinensis, 3723 nucleotides. NCBI's taxonomy places the organism in Eukaryota, Viridiplantae, Streptophyta, Magnoliopsida, Ericales, Theaceae. The record is from RefSeq and is a predicted model, not a curated record.